Penicillium psychrosexuale is the source of this 378-nucleotide messenger RNA. RefSeq lists its product as uncharacterized. The transcript has a single exon. Bases 1 to 378 code for a protein of 125 amino acids. Lineage: Eukaryota; Fungi; Ascomycota; Eurotiomycetes; Eurotiales; Aspergillaceae. The record is from RefSeq and is a predicted model, not a curated record.
AUGACUCACUCCGCUCAAACGCAACAAGCAACCGAAGACAUCCACUCCAUGUUCCCAACUGCUGGCGUGGACAACAUGGCCAGUGAGACUCUUGUCGAAUCUUACCGGUCGCUUGAUCCCUCUGCCGCCUCGCUGGAGGACUACAACCGCUCCAUGCUGGAAUACACCCAGCGCCAAAUGUCUUCCUUCGUCGACACGGAUAACUCUCGCCGUGAUAGCCGGAGCAGCGGCAAGAGUGGCCGUAGCCUCGCCUCUAGCGGCAGCAACAUGUCCCGACAGGCCAAUGGGCCUCUCACGCCCAUCAGCAAUGCCGCCCCCUCCGCCGAGAACAAGAUCGGUAGCCGUGACAUGGCCGACGCUAAGUCUGUUGGAUAUUAG